This is a messenger RNA of Musca domestica (house fly), 2373 nucleotides long. RefSeq lists its product as uncharacterized. The transcript has a single exon. Bases 961 to 1854 code for a protein of 297 amino acids. The record is from RefSeq and is a predicted model, not a curated record. NCBI's taxonomy places the organism in Eukaryota, Metazoa, Arthropoda, Insecta, Diptera, Muscidae.
ACGGGCCUCGAUUUCGCUGGCCCUUUUGAGAUCAAGAGCUAUUGCGGUCGCGCAUGUCGGAUCACGAAAGGGUAUGCGUGCGUUUUCGUUUGUUUCUCGACCAAAGCGAUUCAUCUGGAGGCAACAUCCGAUCUUUCCACUCCCACGUUCUUGGCGGCUUUCCAUAGAUUUGUUUCACGGCGCGGAUGUCCAGCACAUCUGUAUUCAGAUAACGGUACGACCUUCGUGGGGGCGUCCAAAAUACUGGCGAGAGAAUUUAUCCAAGCCUCUCGCACAGCGCUAAUAGAAAUUUUUUCCGUCCAAAAUCUGAGUUGGCACUUCAUUCCACCCGGAGCACCUCAUAUGGGUGGCCUCUGGGAAGCUGGGGUUAAGAGUUUCAAAACCCAUUUCCGAAAGUUCGCCGGCUCCUACAAGUUCACGUUUGAAGAGUUUUCGACACUUCUCUCCAGAAUUGAGUCCUGUUUAAACUCUCGUCCAUUGUCUCCUAUUUCCAGCGAUCCAACUGAUUUUGCUGCGUUGACGCCAGGUCAUUUCCUCAUCGGGACUCCCAUUUUAGCUCCUAUUGAUCCAAAUAUUGAUGAGAGUCCAAUUUCCUUGAUAAAUCGUUGGAAACGUUUGAAAGCGAUCCAUCAGAGUUUCUGUGCUCGGUGGAAAACAGAGUAUCUCCGUGAGCUUCAAAAGCGCCACAAGUGGCAGACUCCUGAGAAAGAUAUUGAAGAGAACACACUGGUCGCCAUAUAUGAUGAGAAUCUUCCGCCAAAUUCAUGGCGUCUGGGUAGGGUUUCCAAGACGUAUCGCGGCUCUGAUGGCCAUGUUCGUGUCGCAGAUCUUGUGACUCAGAAAGGCGUUAUCACUCGUCCAAUUACAAAACUUGUUGUCCUUUCCGAUAACUAAGUUCCGAAUUUCUUUUUAUUUCUUUCCGUCCUAUGUUGUUCUGUCCUUACCUUGUCCUUAGCAACCAUGCCCAAACACGUUUCCAACAACAAUAAACGCAGUCAUUCCAAUCCAGCUCCAUAUAAACGACAGUUUCUAUGCCCUCUCUGCCAGCGUCCUCAUGCGUUGCGUCGAUGCCACAAGUUCCUGGAUAUGAACAUGUCGGAACGCUUAGAUACUGUCCGUCAGCACAAAUACUGCGUGAAUUGCUUGGCAGUAGAUCACUCGAAUGGGUCGUGCUUCAGUGACAAGGGGUGUCGCCAUUGCAAGAAGUUUCACCACACUCUCCUUCACGUCAAUCCCAAAGUCCGCGAUCAGAUUUUACCACGACAUGCGCCCUCGGUUAGUUCCGGAGCCAGUUCUCGGUCCCCUUCACCGCAGCCGUCGACUUCUACGGCGGCUCGUCGCCAACCUGCGUCUGCACCGGCACCAGCGAAAAGGGGGUCCCUAACAUCUUUGAUCCAGCAGAAUCGGACCAUUUUGUUGCCUACCGUCCUGGUGAGGAUUGAUGCGAAGAAUGUGGCCAGGUGUCUCUUGGAUUCCGCUUCGCCGGUCAGCAGAGUUUCGAGAGCGUUUGUGGAGAAGAUAAAGUUAAACACGCUGACCCUGAGAGAGGAGACGGUAUGCCAACUGACAUUAUUUUCGAGGUUUGAUUCGAAGGUGAAGAUUGAGGGCACAUUCCGGGUUGACAAUCGGAUCACGACAAAGACGCCAGCUGAAUCGCUCCCGGAGGAGUUCAAAAGGAACUUCCCUCAUUUGUUCUUUGCAGACCCCACGUUUUAUAAAUCUGCAGGGGUCGACAUAGUGAUUGGAGUAGACCUAUAUCCGAAGGUCGUGUCUGAAGGGGUAUAUGCAAGGAGCGGGUUGCCAACGGCUCAGAGCACGGUGUUUGGCUGGGCGAUAUAUGGGCUAUGUUCAUAAUUGGGACAUCCCUAUUUUUUUUUCUAUUCUCUUUUCUAAACUCAAAUGAAUUACUAAUAAACAUGAACUGAAGAAUGCACUAUUGUUUUCCUUUUCCCCCAAAGCACAAACUUUAUCUUUCCAGAUGUCCCUCCUGAAGUUACAGAUGCGAGUUCGGAUUCCUUUCGGCGCUGAUGUUAGAUGUAAUCCUCCCGCUGUUUCAUCAUUAUAUUUCUUACUUACUAUAAUCUCAUAUCCAUUUCAUUCAUUACUUUACAUCGCUUGUAUUGUAAGCAGUGGGGACACACACGGGUUUUCCGUUUCAUUCUUUUAUUGCAGUGAUACUGCAAGGGGGCCGGUAAUGUUCAUGCGAAAGUUUGAUGAUCUGGUCACCCUAAUUCAAAAGUUAAGUUUCGCGCGCACUCGUAAGUUGUGCUUGUGCUGUAGCGCUCAAUCACUCAAUAUGUCCGUUUGUGUCCUCUCUGUGGUUUUUCGAUUUUCCUUUGUUCCAAAUAAAAUCACUUGUUACCUUAACGUCAA